Vigna angularis (adzuki bean) is the source of this 1545-nucleotide messenger RNA. RefSeq names its product U-box domain-containing protein 28. Bases 195 to 1451 code for a protein of 418 amino acids. The record is from RefSeq and is a predicted model, not a curated record. NCBI's taxonomy places the organism in Eukaryota, Viridiplantae, Streptophyta, Magnoliopsida, Fabales, Fabaceae. The transcript has a single exon. Gene Ontology annotation, molecular function: protein binding; ubiquitin protein ligase activity. Gene Ontology annotation, biological process: protein ubiquitination.
AAUAAAUACUAAAAACCAACAUCUCACGUCACUCUACCUUUGACUCUCUCUCUUUUCUUUAAACACCCCUUUCUUGUCCGCUCCAUCGCCCACCUCUCUCUUUCUCUUUCUCUUUCUCUUUCUCUGUCUUCUCACCUCUCCCAUUUUUAUUUAUUUUAUCAUCACUUUUUUCUCUCACUCGUUCGCUCACCACCAUGGUUAGGGACGAUCUCUACAUCACCGUUCCCAGCUUCUUCCGCUGCCCCAUAUCCCUCGACGUCAUGAAAUCCCCCGUCAGUCUCUCCACCGGCGUUACCUACGACCGCUCCAGCAUCCAGCGCUGGCUCGACAACGGCAACAACACCUGUCCCGCCACCAUGCAGGUUCUCCAAACCAAGGAAUUUGUUCCUAAUCGAACCUUACAGAGGCUCAUCCAGAUCUGGUCAGACUCCCUCCACCACCCACUCCACUCCGCUCACUCCCCCACCUCCACCCCCUCCCAAUCCCUCCCCUCCAAGGACCAAAUCCUUCUCGCUAUCUCCGACUUGCAGACUCGCGCCGACAACCGCUUCGACUCGCUCGCCAAAAUCUCUCGCUUCGCUCAAGAUUCCGAAGAGAACCGCGAUUUUCUCGUCAAAAUGGAAUGCUUCGUGCCUCUGCUCGUUGGCUUCCUCCACAAUGUCAAUGGCGGCGUCGAGUUCCUCGAACAGGUCGUUAUGGCGUUGGAUUUGAUUAUCGGAAAAAUGGAAGAUCGUGAGGGGCUGAAAAACUUGAUACUGAAGGCGCAGGGCGAGGCAGAAAAACAGAGUCUGGAUUCUCUGCUCGUCGCUCUCCGACGAGGGAACCAUGCCGCACAGAUAGCAUCGGUUAGGGUUUUGACGUCGGUCGCCGUGGACAUGGAAUCGAAGCUUUUGAUAGCGGAGAAGGAAGGUUUAGUGUCCGAAUUGCUGAAACUAAUCACGCCGGAGAAAGAUCCAGAUCUAAUCGAGAACUGUUUGUCGUGCCUGGUGGCGAUUUCGUCUCCGAGACGGAGCAAGAUGAAGCUGGUGUGUCUGGGAGCGGUUAAGGUGUUGUCGAAGCUUCUCUGCGCUUCGAACGUGAGCGUGUCGGUGACGGAGAAGGUUCUGAAGCUGGUGGAAACGGUGUCGUCUACGAAGGAAGGGAGGUUGGAGAUAUGCGAGGAUUCAGCGUGCGUGGCGGCGAUAGUGAACAAAGUGCUGAAAGUGUCGAGCGUGGCAACGGAACACGCCGUUACGACGCUGUGGAGCGUGUGUUAUCUGUUUCGGGAUGAGACGGCGCAAGAGGCCGUUACGAAGGCUAACGGCUUGACCAAGAUUCUGCUUCUGAUGCAGAGUAAUUGCUCGCCGCAAGUGCGCCAAAUGUCUGCGGAUUUGCUCAAGAUAUUCCGGGUUAAUUCCAAGUCGUGUCUUUCAUCGUACGACACCAAAACCACUCAUAUUAUGCCCUUUUGAUCAUCCUUUUAGUCCUAUUACCGCCUUGUAAAUCAUACAAAAAUUUUGUUAGUCAAUAGACAAAAACGAAAAUGAAAUUGAAAAUUCAUUUCAA